UGCUCCCAGUCGGCAUCCGAGAAGACCGUUGGCUCCAUGGAUCCAUGCGCAGAUGAACAGCUCUUGAAGCUUGAUCCGGCGGAAGCGGGAUGCACCACAGGCCGCUCGAGUUUCCUGGUCUGUGACUGACGAUGGCCUUGCACGGUAUCCCGAGAUGCCGACAUCCUGUUGGUGUACUCGAGGGUAGGUACCUCAUUGAUGCAUACAUGUACAUACCUAGGUAUAUGUAAAACAGCAUGGUACACCUACUGGAAUCCAUCCCCACACCAAAUCCACAAUCUACAUACAUAGGUACAUGACAGACACAAAAGAAGAAUAAUCGCAACAGCAUGUUCAUGUUUCGUUCCCUUCCACCUGCAGCUGAAUCGUGACCAUGUAACUGCUCAGCCCCGUUGCAGGAUUGGCUGCAAACGCCACGCGUCAAGUUGCUGCUGACUUCGACCGACUUCUAAGCCCCCCCGUUCAGGCCAUAAUACAUCACGGCCUGCCAGUUGCAUCCACUGGUGCCUGAUCUCCCGCGCCCGUGGGAUCAGAACAGCUGUCUGGCUGACUCUCUUUCUUUCAAAUCGUCUCUCUUUCCACCGCCGUGUCCCCAGCUCGCCGGCUGGUUUGCCACAGCUUUCUUUCCAGUUUGCUUUUGUUUCCAUUUGUUCUCGUCUCUUUGAACUAUGCGGUCCUUCAAAUCAAAGGUGCUGUCGGCUUGUGCCUGGGCCGCCGUACCGGUACUCGCAUCAGUCUUCCCGCCAGCUCCCCAAGCUCCACACUCCCAGCGUGUUGAACCGAAGGCGGACGUUUUGGAGCUGGACGUCCACGACACUUACGCGCAAGCUACCUUCAGUGUCCCAUGUGCAAACUGUCUUGGCUCGGAUCACACGAGCCAUGAUGACGAGUCCAUAAUCCUUAGCUUUAAGGCUCACUCAUUCAAUGAACCAUGUGGUACCAGUAACAUCACCUUGAACGGACAGUACCUGCCCCACGAAUGGCAAGGUGACGUCGCGUCUGGCUCUGCUUCCUACACUGGUGUCACUGACGUGGAUGCGAAUGCCUGGCUCCUUCAACACGAUCUUGACCUCGAGUGGGAAAACACUUGUGUCCACGGAGAGGACGAAUCGGAUGACGCUGCCCAAAUCCUGACUGUCAACAUCAAAGCUAUCGACGGCAGACCCACCCAAACCCCAUCAGGCUUCACAGUGUCAUUCAAGCAACAGCAACACCCUCCGGAACUCCUUCGGCUUGAAUCAGUACCUAAUCGCUCAGCAGCCGACAAACAACAAGCACAGUCUUGGUUGGCACCCCCCUCUGAGCUUCGAUUACGCCUGCCACCCAAAGAGGACCGUCCAUCUCCGGAACAUCCACCGUCCCUUUCUCUAGAAAACGAGAUUAGCGAGCUCGAGGCACUCCGAACUGAAGUGCAAAAACUCCAAGAGGUCAUUGACGAGAAAGAGACUCUCAUCAAGCUACACAUCGAAAAAGAAACCGGGAACUUGCGCGAAAAGCUCGGAGAGUGUGACGGCUUCAAAUGUUUUGUCAAAACCAUCGCCAACGGAGCUCAUGGUGCAUGGAGAAUUUUCUACAUCCGUCUCAAAUCGAAGCACCGCCAUAACGAACAACCGAUGGGGAAACUCGAAGAUGAAUACCAUGGUCUGAGGAAGAGCCACUACAAGCAGUUCCCGGCUAUUGAAGGUCAUGUCCGCAUCACAUCAGAUGAAGGUUCUUCGCCCCCUCCACCUUCCCCCGAGCAGGAUGCUCACCGACCUCGUCCCCGAAUGCCCUCACCCAAUUCACCAUUCGUCAUCGCGAUCGAGGUUGUGCUCGGUAUUCUCUGCUGCGGCUGUCUCGUGACAGCACUCCGCAGUACUCGAUGCUGCAGUCUCCGCUCCCGCACCGAACGAGCAGCCGCCCGCGAAGAACGUCGAAACGCACGAGCAUACCGCCGCGCUGCACGCAACCACGCAUGGCGCAACUGGUGGCGCGGCAACUGGAGAGAUCGCUCGAGAAUCGAAGACUACGAAGAAAAGCGAAGCCUGAUCCAGGACCAAGAAAACGUCCUCGAAGACGCGAUGCAGGAGGAAAUCAGACAGCUCCGUGCCGCCCACGGCAUUGUAAACGAGCUGAUCGGAGCAGAAGAAGGGCGCUCAUCCUCGUCACCAUCGUCCCGUCAACGCCCAUCUCACAUUCACUGUCCUGCACCCCAACAACCUAUUAUCCCCGAGGCGCCGUACUCACCCCUAUCCGCCACAUCAACAUACCCGCCCACCUCACUUCCUGAAUGCCCAUCCCGUCCUCUCUCUCGAACAGACAGUCUACCCGGGUACGCUUCCAGCAGUCCCCCGGCAUACGAAGAAGACGAAGACGUGUCGGACUCGGUCGCCAACGGUUUCAGAAACUACGUAACCUCACCCACGACUUCGACUUCAUCCGCGGCAUCGUCUGCUAGCUCGCGGUGGACACCCGAUUCAAGCGUUGUGGACGUGAGUCCGAGACCGAGUGCGGAUACGCUGCGAUACGCCGAGACUUCGUAUGCGGAGACUACGGAGACGGGCGUCGGGGAGAAGAAUUGAUCGCUCGUCUCUUCUUGUUUCCGUCAUGUAGCUGAUUGAUGUUCAUGAAGGACGGCGUUUGAAUUCUCUUUCCUCUCUUCCUCUUUCCUUUUUCCUUUUUUGUUCCACGGCAAAUGCUAGUGCAGCGACAGCAGGUGCCGCGGACUUUUAUCCUUAUCCUCUUUCUAUAUCUCUUUAUUCCCAUCUAUUUCGCUUCCCUUUUCCUCUUUUCUUAUCAACAUUCCUCUUUUCCUUAAGCACAUCAUCAAACUUCCCCCCUAUGCAUAUGCAUCAAGCCCUCCCUGCGGCAUAGUCAAAGGCAUCAUUCUCCAGGUGUGUCAAUAGGCAUUGAGCCAAUCCACACUAAUUGACAGCCACCACCACCGCUUCUACUAAUCACCCAUCCAUCCAUCUCUUUUCUUCUCAUCCACAGCAGUGUGUACGACUAUUCCCUUUCCUCUUACUUUUUUCUCAUCUUUCCUUUCCUCAUUCAUCAACAGGCGUAUCAAAGUCAGCGGCGCGGGUGAAGAUGUAAUAAUUUCUGGGCCGCGGGGUGGUGAGGCAGAGUGAAGUAAAUCAAAGCAUUAGGACGUAUAUAUAUAUACAUAUACAUAAACAGUGACAAAGCAGACACUGAUUUGAGAUUUCGAUUGACCGGGUCGGUAAGACGUCGAUUCAUCGGGUUUCGAUAAAUAUCAAUUUCAAAGUGAUGAAGUAUCAAUGAAAUGAAUUCCGUGGACUUUUUUUUUGGCGGCAGUGUACAAAAGUGAAGAACUAUAGAGAUGCCUUUCUUAUGUGAUAUGGUAAGGCAAGUGAUACGAGCCAAAUUCAUAACAGUUUCGUCUCCGUACGUUGUUGCUCUCACCGACUUCACAUACCAAUGGU
Periconia digitata is the source of this 3425-nucleotide messenger RNA. Lineage: Eukaryota; Fungi; Ascomycota; Dothideomycetes; Pleosporales; Periconiaceae. The record is from the annotation of a GenBank genome assembly.